UUCUACAUCAGGGGAGUUGAUUAUCAACCUGGAGGCUCUUCCGGAAUAUCUGCCAACAGAGAUCCUCUUUCAGAUCCUGAUAUCUGUGCCAGAGAUAUUCUGCUUUUCCAAGAGCUUGGAAUAAAUACUAUCCGUAUCUACUCUGUCAAUCCAGAUCUCAACCAUGAUGUCUGUAUGUCGCUUCUAGCUUCUGCAGGAAUAUAUUUGGUUCUUGACGUCAACUCUCCCUUGCCCAACAAGCACCUCAAUAGAUAUGAACCAUGGACUUCCUACAACAUCGACUAUCUAGGAAAUGUGUUCAAGGUAGUGGAACAAUUUUCCUACUACAACAAUACACUUGGUUUCUUUGCUGGAAAUGAGAUAGUUAAUGACGUUACGUCGGCUAAAAAUUCUCCCAUCUACGUCAAGGCUGUUGUAAGGGAUAUCAAGAUGUACAUCGAAUACAAUUCCCCCAGACCAAUUCCAGUGGGUUAUUCAGCAGCAGAUGACUUGAUGUACAGAAUGCCUUUCUCAGAAUACCUCGAAUGCUACAAUGAGAACCCAGCAGAAUCAGUAGACUUCUAUGGAGUCAACUCCUACCAAUGGUGUGGUGAACAGACCUUUUACACUAGUGGAUAUAAUAUUCUUGCUGACGACUAUAGCGAUUACACUAGACCCGUGUUUUUUUCAGAGUAUGGAUGCAAUGAAGUUCUUCCCAGAAGAUUCGAGGAAGUCAAAUCACUUUAUUCUUCAGAUAUGAUUGACGUCUUCUCUGGAGGAUUGGUAUAUGAAUUCACACAGGAACCUAACAAUUACGGCCUAGUCGAAGUCCUUCCUAGCGGUGAUGUCAGAUUGCUUCCAGAUUUCAUUCAAUUGCAGAAGCAGUUCGAAUCUCUUCAAGAUUUAGAUAUCAGCAGUCAAGUUGCCAGCAGCAUGAGGAAAAAUGUCAAAGAUAUGCAACAGCGUCUCAAGACCCAGAAGAGUAUUCAACCAACAUGUCAAGCUGCUUACCGGAAUAUUGAUACGUCCAAGGGAGUACCGCAAUCUCUUGCUGAGGACCUCAUAGAAAUGGGAGUUGAAGUGACCAAGGGAAAAUAUGUGCCAUUAACGGAAGACCAGUUGACAAGUAAAUUCAAAGUAUUUGAGCCCAACGGU
This is a messenger RNA of Scheffersomyces stipitis CBS 6054, 1134 nucleotides long. RefSeq names its product 1,3-beta-glucanosyltransferase (gene PHR3). The record is from RefSeq and is a predicted model, not a curated record. Lineage: Eukaryota; Fungi; Ascomycota; Pichiomycetes; Serinales; Debaryomycetaceae. The annotation marks the transcript as partial. The transcript is spliced from 3 exons. Gene Ontology annotation, biological process: fungal-type cell wall (1->3)-beta-D-glucan biosynthetic process. Gene Ontology annotation, cellular component: cytoplasm; fungal-type cell wall. Gene Ontology annotation, molecular function: 1,3-beta-glucanosyltransferase activity.